CACAGGCCAGCCCUGGGAAACUGUCAAAAAUACAGGAAAAACAGUGCCAGACGUUCACAGUUUAAAGCGCCAGCAAUGCCUGUUUUGAUGUACAGAAACAUAUGCAAGAAAAAACUCUAGUGGAUGUACGUCUCAGCUUAAAGCCAGAAUGAUUAUUACACUUCUCCAGUUGCUGUCAAUCACAUGCUAAAAGGAUGCUAUUCAGUUCAAGACUGACCCUUCUCUUGAGCUCGAUCUUUGCACACAUCAGUUCCCAGUCCUGCAGGUGCAAGACUUUACCGUCCCGAGGUCUGAGGGUGAACUGCAGCUCGCAGGGCCUGAGAACCGUCCCUCGUCUUCCUGCAGAAAUCACAGAACUCCUGCUGCAGAACAACCUCCUCACCACCGUAACUCCUGGGCAUUUAGACCAGCUCCACCACCUGCAGCUGGUCAACUUAUCCGGGAACCCCUUCCACUGCGACUGCAGCAUCCAGUACUUAAGACAAUGGCUACAGAGGAAUAAAGCCAUCUCUGUGAUGCCGGUGUGUGCCAGUCCUGCAGAACUAGCCCAAAGGUCCAUCGAUGAGCUCACUGAUGCUGAUUUCGAGUCUUAUGUAUCUGAUCACUGCUUUGGGGAAGGGGAGCUGAGACACAGGGAAAGGAAGCGACUAAAGGAAAUGAGGAUGCACAAAUAAGAAAUGAGAAGUACUUUCUUUCACCUGGAGGAAGUGUUUAGGUGUGGAAUGCUACUAUGCACUCAGUACUGCUUUUGAUACUAUUGACCACAACACUGUAUUUAUCUGACUGUAUUUAUAAUUGUAGUUAUCACUUUGAAGUAAUAAACGAAGAGGUGUCAUAUCAAUCACAAGAUCAGCAUGGAGUGCCACAAGGCUCAGUACUAGGAUUGCUGCUGUUCACCUUGUACAUGCAACAGUUUUGGAGAUAUCAUUAAGAAACAUGGAGCUGGUUUUCAUUGUUACGCUGACGAGACAAGGUUUCAUAUUUCCUCUAGGCCAGAUUAAACCUGCCAAUUCAUAAAGCUAAUGCAAUGCAGUUGAUAAUAAACACUAGAUGACUUGUAACUUACAACUGCUUUAAAAUGUCCAUCAUGUGUUUUAAUUUGCAUGCAACAAAGAAUUUGGUUUGAUGCACCGGUUUCUGUGAAGAUGAAUGUCAGAUGUUUGCUAAAUGUUCUGUUUUCCCACAGGAAUGGCAUACAGCUGUAGCUGACGGACAUGCUGGCUGUGUUGGCUCAGCAACAUGAACAUAAAGGCUGCUGUCACAAGUUUGCCACAGGCCUUUAUCAUUUUAUCCUGCAGCGGGUGUUUCAUUGUGAUGCCUCUGUACAGUCCAUACCUGUGAUGUAUCUAAAAUAAUCUAAUUUUCUAAGAAUAUUCUAAGAAGAUAAUCUCAAAUUUCUGCUGCACUUAAGGUUCCUA
Sinocyclocheilus grahami is the source of this 1418-nucleotide messenger RNA. Its product is annotated as platelet glycoprotein IX-like. The record is from RefSeq and is a predicted model, not a curated record. The transcript is spliced from 3 exons. NCBI's taxonomy places the organism in Eukaryota, Metazoa, Chordata, Actinopteri, Cypriniformes, Cyprinidae. The coding region runs from base 195 to 674 and encodes 159 amino acids.